Messenger RNA from Lasiodiplodia theobromae, 531 nucleotides. Its product is annotated as Cytochrome c oxidase polypeptide mitochondrial precursor. Gene Ontology annotation, biological process: mitochondrial electron transport, cytochrome c to oxygen. The record is from RefSeq and is a predicted model, not a curated record. The transcript is spliced from 3 exons. Lineage: Eukaryota; Fungi; Ascomycota; Dothideomycetes; Botryosphaeriales; Botryosphaeriaceae. The coding region runs from base 1 to 531 and encodes 176 amino acids.
AUGCUGCGCUCCAACGUGCUCCGCGCCGCCGCCCGCUCGGCUCCCUCGGUCGCUCGCCCUACCCUCCGCGCGCCCAAGCUCGCCCAAGCUGUGUGCGCCCAGCAGCAGUCCCGCCAGGCCCACGCCAUCUCGAACCCGACUCUGGCCGACAUUGAGAAGCGAUGGGAGCAGAUGCCGCCCCAGGAGCAGGCCGACCUCUGGAUGGCCCUGAGGGACCGCAUGAAGGUUGACUGGAAGGAGCUCACCCCGCAGGAGAAGAAGGCCGCCUACUGGAUCGCCUUUGGCCCCCACGGUCCCCGCGCUCUUGCCCCGCCCGACGAGACCAAGAAGGUCAUCCUCUACACGCUGCUCGGCGUCGCUGUCGCCGGUGGUCUGUUCGCCUUCACUCGCAUCUUCGCUGGCGGAGAGCCCAAGACGAUGACCAAGGAGUACCAGGAGGCUUCCGAGGAGUUCCUCAAGGCACAAGGUUCCGAGCCUAUUACCGGCUACAAGGGUAUGCUCAUCCAGAGCAAGCCGGGUCCCAAGGAGUAA